Molecule: messenger RNA, 2777 nt
Organism: Closterium sp. NIES-67
Lineage: Eukaryota; Viridiplantae; Streptophyta; Zygnematophyceae; Desmidiales; Closteriaceae
Source: the annotation of a GenBank genome assembly
UCAUACAUCAUCAGUGUCUGGAUUGCGAAUUACUCCAUAUCCAGGUGGUUAUGGCGGAUUUGAGAGUCAAAAGACGCGCAGAAUUUUUGGCACCUAAUUGUCUAUUACCUUCGAGCCGAUGUGAACGACAUUGAAGGUCGUUAGCUUUUGUUCACAAGUAGCGCGUUUCGCGCCGCAUAAUAUGUUGUUGCUAUUCGGUAUUUUCAAACCCAUUAUGGCGCCUUGUGUCACGACACGUCAGCUCCCGCGCCACAUGUUCAGUCACCAGCAGUCAGAGCAAGUCGCUGCAUGCUCCUGGUCUCCGCACCGGACGCGUGGCAUGUAACCUACAUGGGACGGCCCGACCCAUCCGUCAUGGCCGCCUCGUAUGCAGGCAUGAUGAGCCCCAAGCGGUUUGGUUUUCAAGUGCAUGGCAUGCGCUUGCGAUUCGCAAUGGAAGUGGAUUUCUCGAUUUCUCCGAUUCCGGAAUCUCGCGUCGCCAUUCCAGGGGGGGAUGAUGCUGCAAGCGGCUGCUUCUGCUGUUGCUGCUGGUUCCCAUCGCGCCCUCCUCCACCCUCCUCUAUCUCCUCCCGUUUUCCCCUAUCUUCUCAAAAUCCACUUUCAUGUCUGAAUCUGCUCUCUACUCUAUUCCCUCGCCAGUGCUUAUUCGUCGCCGGUGCUCUGUCUCGUCUCCUGCUUCUGUCGGUCGUUCGCUUCUCGUGCCUUCAUUGAGAUCUCUCAGCGCCUUCUGCUCCUCACACUCGUGCCGUGGUCACUAAGUGCUGCUUAGUAACAGCCAAUCGGUUACCUCUCUCCUCAUUCCUUGGGCUUCUGCUAAGCGGCCAAGUAGCCAAGCAGCCAUGGCGCUCCCUCGUCUCACCCCUUUCAAGCUCCAACCGCCGCUGCUUCUCCCAACCUCAAUCCUCCUCUUCCUCAUCCUCCUCUCCUCGCUACCCUCCCCAUCGCCUAUGCUUACCGUCCAUGCCAUGACACCUGCUGCCGAGCCUGAAUCCCAGGCUCGGCAUGCUGCCGAACCUGAGGCUACCACACCUGCUUCCGAACCCCAGCUCCUGGCUUGGCUAUCUGUUGGCGCCGCAGCUCAGCUCCACCAAGGCUGGCGCUGGCUCGGUGUCGGACCUCUCAUGUCAAGCCUGGGGACGAGGCUCGGAAAGGGCCUGGGGAAUAAAGCUGGGGAGGAUGGAGAGGAAGAGGAUAAAGCAAAGGAGUUUCUGGCUGGGAAGCCUCAGGUGGAGGUGGAGUCCAGUGGAGGGCGGAUUGAAGCAUGGGGCGCAGGGCUGAAACGACUCGAGGAUGCGGAUAUCAGUGCUGCUGUGAUGACGAUUGAGCCGGAAUCCAUGUCUCUACCCAUGUACUCCAACGAUGAGGAGGUGUCCUAUGUGGUUGAGGGGGAGGCACGUGCGGGCCUCAUCAGCCCGGAGGGGAUUCGCACCAACGUCAGGAGGCUUCGCAAAGGAGACGCGUUUGCCUUCCCGCGAGGUUGGGGCAGGUGGAUAUGGAAUGACGGCAAGGAGCCACUGCGAAUCAUCUCCAUCGCUGAUACGUCCAAGGAGGCCCACCGUGGGCGCUACACUGCCUUCAGCCUCGUGGGAGCGCAGAAGGGCAAGUUUGGCGGCAUUCUCCAUGGCUUCAGCCACCGAGUGUUGGCACGGGCGUGGGGCGUGGAGGAGGGGGAUGUGCAGACGCUGCUGCAGGGGCAGAAGGAUGCAGCCAUUGUGAAGGUGGAUCCGGGGAAGGUCGCAUCUGGUGAUUUGGAUGCCAUGGAUGCUCCUGCUGCUGCUUCUGCUGCUGCUGCCGCUGCCGCUGCUCACACCGAUGCUGCUGCUGCUGCUGCUGGUGCUGCUGCUGAUUCAGAGGGUACUGUGGCGUUUGGUGACUUCGUCUACAAUCUUAUAGAUGAGCAGCCUAGCAUCGACACGGCAAGGGGAGGCACUCUCACUUCUGCAAACGGCUUCAAGCUGCCUGUGUUCCGCCACCUGGGCGUGGCUGCUGCCCGCAUUGAUCUCAUGCCCAAUGCUGUGGCAGCUCCUCAUUGGCUGUCCAACUCGGCCACUGUUCACUUCAUGACACGUGGCAGCGGGCGCUUUGAGAUAACCUAUCCAGACGGGAGGAAGGCGCUGCGUCGGCGCGUGAAUGCGGGAGAUGUGAUCGUGGUGCCGGCUGAUUUCCCCCAUGCUGUGGUGGCAUCUGGGGAGGGUUUGGAGUAUGUUGCUCUGUCACCCAAGUCCAAGCCCAAGCCCGGCUUUUUAGCUGGAUCCAACUCAGUGUACAGUGCGCUGCCUACCGCUGUACUGAGGGCUGCUUUUAACGUGGAUGGAGCUCUGGUGGCGAAACUGCAGGGCUCUAGGGAGGACGAGUAUGUGAUUCUGUCCCCGACUAAGGGUGGUUAGGGAGUGGGUGGGUAGGGCAGUGAGGAAAUGGCUGGGUGGGCAGGGCAGGGGGCUGUUGAGUUGGCUUAAAAGCAAACUGCAAGGUUUCAGGGAGGGAGAGAGUGAUUCUGUCCCCUGCUAAGGGAAGUGAGGAAAUGGCUGGGUAGAGGGGCGUGGGUGGGUGGGUGGGAAGAUUGUGGGGAGAAGGUAUGGGGAAAAGACUCUGGCUUUGAGACGUUGCAGAACUAAUCUCUGGUGGAGAAAUUCAGGCAUCUAGGAAGGAGGAUGAGAGAGGUUCUGUCCCCUGCUAAGGGAUGUCACAUCAGAUCAGAGAGGAGUGAAGCAGUGGCUGGGUAGGGAAAUUGGCUAUUUCAGUUGCAUUGUGGUAUGCCGGUGUAACAGUUGAUAUUA